Habropoda laboriosa is the source of this 1167-nucleotide messenger RNA. RefSeq names its product probable malate dehydrogenase, mitochondrial. Gene Ontology annotation, biological process: tricarboxylic acid cycle. The record is from RefSeq and is a predicted model, not a curated record. The transcript is spliced from 3 exons. Lineage: Eukaryota; Metazoa; Arthropoda; Insecta; Hymenoptera; Apidae. Gene Ontology annotation, cellular component: cytoplasm; mitochondrion. Gene Ontology annotation, molecular function: L-malate dehydrogenase (NAD+) activity. Bases 1 to 1167 code for a protein of 388 amino acids.
AUGAUUGGAAUACAACGAUAUCUUUUCAAAUCUAUCAGGAAGUGUACUUCAUGUUACCGUUAUCGAAACAUUUCGCAUAUGCCGAGUGAUGAUGAAAAAACAAAGAAUAAGGAAACUGAGCAAAAAUCAAAAAAGGAAACAGACAUUAAUAUUCAAAAGCCACAAUUCAAAAAUUACGAUUCUUUUCUGCCAGAUCACAAGGGUGACGUGAAAGUUUGCUUAAUUGGUGGGAGCGAUGCAACAAUUUACACAGCUGUACUUUUAAAACAAUCCCGCCUUAUAAAAAGAAUACAUAUAGUAGAUGCAAAAGAUUCAUUGGCUGGUGCAGUUUUAGAUGCUAACCACAUUGACACGUCGCCUCGUAUAAAAUAUUUUAAGCGAAAACAAUUAAAACUCGCCUUAAAAGAUAUAAAUAUUAUCGCGUUGAUGGAUGAGAAUAAUCCGAAUAUGGAUUUAAGUCCGGCAGCUUAUUUCGAGGUUGCAUCACCUUAUGUGUGCGAAAUGGCCGAACAAAUGGUACAAAUAAGUUCAGAAUCUUUGGUGGCUGUUUUCACUCGUCCAGUCACAGCUACGCUUCCUAUAGUGUCCGAGAUUUAUAAACUAGCCGGAUGGUGGGACCCGGACAGAAUCAUUGGUUCUACCGCACUUGAUCGUAUGCGAAUGGAGGCAAUAACCGCGAAUCUUCUAGAUUUAAAUCCCGCAUUCCUAUCUGUCCCAAUGGUCGGUGGAGCAGAUUCUAACACUAUUGUUCCGCUUUUGUCGUGUGCUACUCCAAUGAACCAGUUCAUCAGUGCACAACAAGAUAUGUUGUUACAAUCGUUACGUGGUGCAGACAAAGAAAUGGCAAAUAUCGAAUCCAGAGGACCCACGUUGUCCGAAGGAGCAGCAACCGCCAAACUGAUUCUCACAUUGGCCGGUGGGCUUAACGGGUUCAAAAAUAUGAUUACCUCUGCUUACGUACGAUCAAACGUUUUACCGGUAUGCCGAUUUUUUACGUGUGAAAUACAAUUUGGGCCAGCCGGUGUACAAAAAGUUUUUGGAUUACCUAAAAUGUCAUCUUCGGAAAUAAUGCUUGUCGAACAAGCGAUUCCUAGUAUAAACGAAUAUAUCGAUAUGGCGAUGAGAACAGUUCGCAGUAACAGUCAUAUGAAACUGAAAAAUGCAUGA